GAGUCACAAUGGAAAUCUUGUCAAGCACAGGCACUGACUGCCAGCAUUGGAAACUAGUCCAGGCCCUGAAGGAUGGGAACUAGCAGGGAACCAUCUAGAAGCCAUGGGAAUGAGUAAGAUCUUGGAAGAAGAAAGCAGAGAGAGAUCAAACAUCCAGGGUUAAAACUUGGAGAAAUCGCACAGUAUAUCAUCUAAAAGAGGAGUCCAUGAUGGAGGCAGAGGUAAAUUUGGAGAGCAGCCUUGAGGAAGACAGGGAGAACAUUGCAGGACAGCAGCAGCUAAAGGCAGGAGGGGUUUGGGGCUGAGGCUCGUAGCUGCCCUGGAUGGAACCUUAGCUGCCCUGGAUGGAACCUUUCUCGUAACUUGAAAGGAUGCCACCCAAGCGUAUAGCUAAGAGAAGGUCACCUCCAGAGGAUGCUCUCCCCAAAAGCAAGAAAGUGAAGGACCCUCGUAACCAGGCAGUGAGGGCUGGUGCCUCCCGUCGUGUUCCAGGUGCCCACGGGCCGAGCCCUCCUGACCAGAAAACCCGACCAGUCUCACAUAGGUCCCACAGCACAGAACCAGGCAUGGUGCUGACACUGGGCCAGGGCGAUGUGGGCCAGCUGGGGCUGGGCGAGAAUGUGAUGGAAAGGAAGAAGCCAGCCCUGGUGCCCAUUCCGGAGGACAUUGUGCAGGCUGAGGCUGGGGGCAUGCAUACCGUGUGUCUAAGCAAAAGCGGCCAGGUCUACUCCUUCGGCUGCAAUGAUGAGGGUGCCCUGGGAAGGGACACAUCAGUAGAGGGCUCAGAGAUGGUUCCCGGGAAAGUGGAACUACAAGAGAAAGUGGUACAGGUGUCGGCAGGAGACAGUCACACAGCAGCCCUCACUGAGGAUGGCCGAGUUUUCCUCUGGGGCUCCUUCCGGGACAAUAAUGGUGUGAUUGGACUCUUGGAGCCCAUGAAGAAGAGCAUGGUACCUGUGCAAGUGCAGCUGACAAUGCCUGUAGUGAAGGUGGCCUCAGGAAAUGACCACUUGGUGAUGCUGACAGCUGAUGGUGACCUCUACACUUUGGGCUGCGGGGAGCAGGGCCAGCUGGGCCGUGUGCCUGAAUUAUUUGCCAACCGUGGUGGCCGGCAGGGCCUUGAACGACUCUUGGUCCCCAAGUGUGUGAUGCUGAAAUCCAGAGGAAGCCGGGGUCACGUGAGAUUCCAGGAUGCCUUCUGUGGUGCCUACUUCACUUUUGCCAUCUCCUGCGAGGGUCAUGUAUAUGGAUUUGGCCUCUCCAACUAUCAUCAGCUUGGAACCCCAGGCACAGAAUCUUGCUUUGUACCCCAAAACUUGACAUCCUUCAAGAACUCUACCAAGUCCUGGGUGGGCUUCUCUGGUGGCCAGCAUCAUACAGUCUGCAUGGAUUCAGAAGGAAAAGCAUACAGCCUGGGUCGUGCUGAGUAUGGGCGGCUGGGCCUUGGGGAGGGUGCUGAGGAGAAGAGCAUACCCACCCUCAUCUCCAGGCUCCCUGCUGUUUCCUCAGUAGCUUGUGGGGCCUCCGUAGGGUAUGCCGUGACCAAGGAUGGUCGUGUUUUUGCCUGGGGCAUGGGCACCAACUACCAGCUGGGCACGGGGCAGGAAGAGGAUGCCUGGAGCCCUGUGGAGAUGACAGGCAAACAGCUGGAGAACCGUGUGGUCUUAUCUGUGUCCAGUGGUGGCCAGCACACAGUCUUACUAGUCAAGGACAAGGAACAGAGCUGAUGAAGCCUCUGCGGGCCUGGCUCCCGCCACCCACCCCCCCUCCUGGAACUGGGAAGCUAUGACUAUAGAUUCCAGCAGGCCUCCCCCAGCCCUGAGUACUCUGUCAUCUGCCUUUUUCCUAUCAGCAGAAAGAAUCCUUUCCCUCUUUUCUGUCCUCCUUUCGUGAGUCAUCCUACAGUCUACAGGAUGAAGGGGGAGGGGGGAAAUGAAAAAGGGGAGGGGGUUUUGGCACCUGGAACAUUGCUCGCCCCAGAGUUAUGUGGUUAGACCUUUCCCCCUCGUCCCUACCUCCCAUGGUCCUGGCUGGCCCUGGUUUUGCCUGCCAAAAACCAAAAAUUCCUCCCCUGGGGAUUUGGUGCCCACAUUCUGAGAGGUUGGGGGCUCAUCAAGCCCUACUGUAGCCAUGUGCCACCCUCUGUCCUUCACAAUCCACAGGCAGACAAAUGGUAUGGUGGUCAGACCCAGCUGUCAUGGACUUAUGCCUGGGGGAAACUGGAGACCGGGCAGGGCUGCCCAGCCAUGGGCAACUCCAAGCCAAAUAUUUGGCCCUCAACAGAUGUCCACGGGGAAGAAAAAACAGUGAUCCUUCACUUGGUCAAGAAAAAAGCCAAUCAGCCUUUCUCCCAGAAGCACAAAACAUUCUGCCCUUCAGGCAUUGCCUGAGAAUUCUGCCCAUCCAACAUGCCUUACCUGCAGCCAAGGGCCUGAAAUCUGGAAAGGAAGCUACAUCUGCAGGGCAGGACAUGGGGGGAGUGGGGAAGGAGGGUUUUAUAAACAAAUUUAAAGCAAUACUGAGAGUGAAGGGAGGGAGGGGAAAGGGGGCAGAGGCUUGUGCCCAGAAAGGGAAGCAGCAGCUUGUACAGUGGCUGAGGAAAUAGAAAACAGUUUUGAUUUUUUUUUAAUGUAAAGUAUUUUGGAGGGGAGAGUGAACUCUUUUAACACUUUGAAUAAAUUUAGAGUUUUAUAAAACAGGCCACUUGUUUUCUACAUACUCCCUGCUUUUUUUAAGGGAGCACCUGUGUUGGGAAGAGCAGAAUAAACCCAUACCUAAGCACCUGGUCAAGGCUAGGACUUAAGUGACAUGUCCUAGAAUAUGCCAGUCAGCUGUUGGUGUGGCUGUUUCAUACAAAUCAAAAAAGAAAAAGAGGUGAUUGAUUUUUGCUUAGGUAUUUAUGUUUCAGGAAUCACUGGAUUUUUUAAAAAUUAUGCUGCAUAAUGUAAGAGACAUGGAAUGGAUCUUUUAAUAUCCUAAUCCCAAACCAAGAUUUGAGUACAGUGCAUACCUAUAGAUACUUAUGCUAAAGCUUGCUGUUGUAUCAUUUUUAACAGCUGAUGUCAUUGAUUAAACGAUUAACUGCACAAUAACUCUUAAGACAACUUGUAUGUAUUAAUGUAGAUUUUCCCAGGCAUUUAAGCAACCAAAUCAUACGGCCGACCUAAUAUGGUAGUCACUAGCUACACGUGGCUAUUUACAUUUAAAUCAAAAGUUGUAAAAAUUUAAAAUUCCUUGGUUGCACUAGCCACAUUUCAAGUCCUCAGUAGUCCUAUAUGGCUAGUAUUGGGCUAUGCAAACAAAGAACAUUUUUAUAAUGAACAAUGCUGAUAUAGAAGGUCUGUUAUAUGUAUAACAGGAAAUUUUUAUUAUUGCCAGAAGGAUUCUUUUUGGAUGUUAGUAACUUGAAAAAUGAAUACGAUGUAAAAUAAAAUGUAUUCUGUGAUUUUUUUCCCCCUUGAAGUUUUAGGGCUUUUUUUUUUUUUUUUUUUUUUUUUUUUUUUAAUGUUUAGAGAGAGCACAUGUGCACACACGAGUGGAGCCGGGGCAGAAAGAAUCCCAAGCAGGCUCUGCAUUAUCAGCACAGAGCCUGAGGCAGGGCUCAAUCCCACAAACCACGAGAUGGUGACCUGAGCCCAAAUCAAGAAUCGGACACUUAACCAACUGAGCCACCCAGGCACCCCUGAAGUUUUAGUUGUUGGGUUUUUUUUAAUACAUUUUUUUAAUGUUUACUUAUUUUUGAGAGAGAGACAGUGCAAGUGGAGGAGGGGCAGAGAGAGAGGGGGACACAGAGUAUGAAGCAGGCUCCAGACUCUGAGCUGUCAGCACAAAGCCUGACAUGCGGGGCUCAAACCCACAGACGGUGAGAUCAUAACCUGAGCUGAAGUUGGACACUUAACCAAUUGAGCCACCCAGGCACCCUGAAGUUUUAGUUUUGAUACAGGCACUAUACUGCUUAGAAACUGACUUCUUAGAAGGGAAAUCACACUUUUGAUUAUAAUAUUUUCUUUGUAAAGAAGCACUUGUAUGUCUGCUACUCUUCCCUACAAAAGUCCAUUUGGACUAGAUUUACUGGAGUUUUCCUUCUUGACAGCAUGAUGAAAAUUCCCUCUUCUUAAUAGCAGCUGUUCUGUAUUGGGGCUUAAAAUGGGCCAGGCAUUGUGCUAAACUCUACAUGCAAUAAUAGCUCUUCUGAUCCUUACAUCAGUCCUGCAAAGUCAGCAUUGUCUUUUGGGAAACAGUCCAUAGAGUUGACGUUUAAGGUCAAGAAGCUGCCUACCAGGGGUCCCUGGGUGGCUCAGUCGGUUAAGUGUCUGACUUUGGCUCAGAGCUCAUAAAUCAACCCCCGCAUCCAGCCCUGUGGUGACAGCUCAGAGGUUGGAGCCUACUUCAGGAUCUGUGUCUCUCCCCGACCCUCCAUCCCCCUCUCAAAAAAUGAAUAAACAAAAAAAGCUACUUACCAAGGGCACAAACUAGGCUGGAAUCAGAAUCAGCCUCAGGGGCGCCUGUGUGGCUCGGUUGGUUGAGCCGCCAACUUCGCUCAGGUCAUGAUCUCACCAUUCGUGAGUUAGAGCCCCGCGCCAGGCUCUGUGCUGACAGCUCAGAGCCUGGAGCCUGCAUUGGAUUCUGUUUGUCCCUCUCUGCCCUCCCCUGCUCACGCCUGUCUCUCACUCUCUC
Molecule: messenger RNA, 4677 nt
Organism: Neofelis nebulosa (Clouded leopard)
Lineage: Eukaryota; Metazoa; Chordata; Mammalia; Carnivora; Felidae
Gene: RCC1
Product: regulator of chromosome condensation 1
Exons: 13
Coding region: 372-1727 (451 amino acids)
Cellular component (GO): cytoplasm
Molecular function (GO): guanyl-nucleotide exchange factor activity
Source: RefSeq, a predicted model, not a curated record